Messenger RNA from Haliotis rubra (blacklip abalone), 3269 nucleotides. Its product is annotated as multiple epidermal growth factor-like domains protein 6. The transcript has 6 exons. The coding region runs from base 115 to 1506 and encodes 463 amino acids. NCBI's taxonomy places the organism in Eukaryota, Metazoa, Mollusca, Gastropoda, Lepetellida, Haliotidae. The record is from RefSeq and is a predicted model, not a curated record.
ACCUGUAAAGAUGCGAUCUGUGUCAAAGCAGAAGCAGUUACUUUCAAUCUACGCGUGAUUUGGAAAACCAGUGGUGCAGAACUCAUUCUUUCAUUGCCAAGUUUCAGGAAGGCAAUGUGGUCUGUGAGGAUCUUGGUGAUUGCACACGUGAUUAUCACCUCAACAUGUGCUAAAUGUCCCGACACCCAGCAUUGUACUGAGUGUGAUGAACAGACAGGUCGAUGCAGUACCAAGUGCCACAGAGGAUAUUUCGGCCCCAACUGCCAGGAUGAUUGCAGCAGCAGGUGCAGGUACCACACGUGUGAACUGCACCAUGACAAAGGUAUUGGGAGAUGUACUGAUGGUUGUGUACCUGGAUUCCAGGGUCUCACCUGUCAGAGGCCAUGUGACACUCUCCAGGUAGGCUGUACCAGGUGCCCAGGUGGAUGUGAUGGGGAGUAUUGUCAGGUGGCUGGAGCCUGUUUCUCUGGUUGCAGCCACUCCUACUACGGAGCAGGAUGUAAGACAUGUUCCAGCAGAUGUAAGUCCUGCAACAAGAUCACAGGCACCUGUGAGGAGUGUCACCCUCCUUAUUCUGGAGUAGAGUGUAGACACUCAUGUGAGAACUGUGUCGGAGGAUGUGAGAGUGGCUGUAUACAUGGAUGCAGACACGGUUUCUAUGGAGACGACUGUACUGAAGCAUGCAGUGACACCUGUCGACCUAAUCCCUCCCUGACCACGGGUGGACAAUGUCCAGAUGGAGAUUCGUGUCCACCUGAGUGUCACAGCCAGACUGGUGAGUGUGUCUACGGUUGUGUUGAUGGCUGGUAUGGCCCCAAGUGUUCACGGCGAUGCAACUCUAACUGCCAGCACCGGAGAUGUAACCAGGCAGGUGCGUGUGUUGUAGGAUGUGGGAAAUGCCUCAAGGAAGCAUGUAACACAUCCUGUAUCACUGGGUGUGACGGGUGUGCUGGUGGUGUUUGUGAUAUGACAUCCGGGGCCUGUGUACAGGGAUGCAACUCGACUGGAUCCAUGUGCGGCGACAACUGUACAGACAACUGCCGGACAUCUGAUUGUCCGUCUGGAUCGUGUGAACAAGGGGAACCAGUGUCUGAUGCCUCCAACGCCGUCACGGUGACAUCGGUUGUGCUUGUCGUCUUCAUCAUCCUGGCUGCAUGUACCGCUGGCUACAUCUGCUAUCGUAAAGGAAUGUGUCACACACGGAAUAAAGUUGAUGAUCAGAAACUGGAAGCUAAGCUGGAGCAGGCUGACAUCGCCAUCCACGACUACCUGGAGCUACAUCACUACGAGGACAUCAGAGAGGAGGAUAUUGAGGAACCAGACCAGAACCAAGGCACCGGUAGGGAGGAGGCUCCAGGCAUUCCUGUUGUAGCAGACUACUUCCCUGGAGAACUGAUGACUGGUGUCAAGGAUAAGUCAGGAAGAGGCUCGUACACUGAACUUAGGAAGGGCGGCCAUGUCUCUCGUCCUAGAUCGUCUGUCGGGUACAUAUCGCCACUUGAAUAGGAGAACCAGUUGUGUCUAUCAACCCUUGACACGAAGAAUAGUUAGUAUCUAUCAACCUUUUACAAGGACAUUAGUUGUGUCUAUCAACCCUUGACACGAAGAAUAGUUAGUGUCUAUCAACCCUUGAGAAGGACAUCAGUUGUGUCUAUCUACCCUUGUCAAGGACAUCAGUUGUGUCUUAUGAACCCUUGCCACUGACUUCAGUGUGAUGUUGUGAUCUCUGUUUGAAAGUAACAUAGGAAAUAUAAUAUACAUAUUGUUUAUUCAUAAGGAAAUCGGUAAAUUACAAGAUUGUUUUCUUCCUGUGUGCGCUAACUCUCAUGUGAAACCAGUCUAUCUCAAGCAAAGAAACUGUCUGCCUGUAUUUUAUCUGGUUUUUGCUCCUCAACAUCCAAGUGACAUAGUUCACUCAAAGAUCCACACUGUAAGACUACAAAAAUGCGCGCGUGUGCGUACGUGCGUGCGUGCGUGCGUGUGUGUGUGUGUGUGUGUGUGUGUGUGUGUGUGUCCUACAGCCCUGAGUUUUUUAAGUUGUAAUAUUUUACACUAUACAGACCCCAACUCUCUUUCCUGUCUUCCACAGUGAGGGAUGAAAUGAUUACUGGACGUGUGUGGCUUCCUAUCAGACAGACAAAGUUGUACUGUGGCAAACAUCGUGUAUAUGUGCUAAUGACCGUUUUAAACGUAAUUUCAUUCCAUGAACAUUUGUAUGAACACUGUGUCUGUACAAACUGUCCCUGUGUCACAUAAUGUAUCACUAAGAGCAGCCACAUUCGCUUGCAUCAUCACCCAUCCAUCGGGAGACCCGUUUUAAACGUAAUCGGACGUGAGGCAAUAGAUUUCUGAACAAGCUGAACUAUGUAUCGACUUCCUCAUAUGUAAAUGUAUCGGGUCGAGACACAAAGGUUAAGGGAUUGUCUAGUGCUAUCACAACACAAUCCAUCAAAUCAUACAGAUAUUUAAUUCCUGGAACAUACGUUUGUAAAUAAAUAUUCUGAUUUGAAAACCUUAAAGAUCAAAUAUUACACAUUUGUUUAUCAGCUCUCAUUGUGUAUUUAAUUUAUAGCUAAUUUCUUCUUGAAUAGUGGUGGUACGGCACAUGCGUGUUAGUACGGUCUACAAUUCAGUGGAUUUAGUUGUGUUAGGGUUGUUAUUAAUGUUGCUGCGAACACAUCUUGGGUGAGUUGUGUUCUACAUGGCCUGGCAAAGCUCCGAGUGAUGCGGGUACAGGAAACCAGCAACCACGGAUAUGACAGACCAUGAGUGGCAGGCAGGUCGGAUUCGAACACAAUCACUUUCUGUCUGGCACUCUGGAUGUAACUUCUGUCAAAUGUGUCAAAUGUGUCACCCUAACUAAUUGUGUUUAUACUGAACGGUUCACGGUUUAUGUGACUUACACAUGUGUACAUAUUGUCAUUAUCAACGUGUCUCCAUUAAAUUUAGCAAGUAAAUAUCAGAUUCUGUAGUGUAAACAAUUUCUGUAGUAACUUAAUAACAUUCCCCGUGUAAAUAUUGUAAGGCAGUAGCUGUCCUUUACAGUAAAAUCUUUGUAGCCAGUGUUCUGUAUGUUUUGUUUACCAUAUCAUCAUGCUGUGAUUAUACGUUUGUCUUCUCACUUGAAGUACUUUACUCUGAAUAAACCCUAAACAGUGAAGCUGUAUGGUGUGUGUGACUUCAGGAGGUUCCAGUAUGAUAUGAGUAUAUUUUGUGGGGAGUGGCCACACCUCGCCAAUGUCGGAGCUUGCACCUCCUACCAUGUUUCA